GAAAAUGGAAGUUUUCUCAAUGGUGGCCUUCUUCACUGUUGCACUCAUCAGUGGAUUUCUUUAUUACAACGUUGACUUCAAUACAGUUCACGUCGGUACCUAUUCAGGAAAGCCAAACUUCAUCAUAAUCUUGGCUGAUGACAUUGGAUGGGGUGAUCUUGGUGCAAACUGGCCAUUAACUAGGGAGACACCAAAUUUGGACAAGAUGGCUAAGGAGGGAAUAAGAUUUGAGGAUUUCCAUGCAGCUGCCUCUACUUGUUCCCCAUCUCGGGCUUCUUUAUUGACAGGGCGCCUGGGGUUACGGAAUGGCGUUACCCAUAAUUUUGCUCUAAGCUCAGUUGCUGGCUUGCCACUGAAUGAAACUACGUUGGCAGAAGUUCUAAAGGAAGCCAAUUAUUCUACAGCAAUAAUUGGUAAAUGGCAUCUUGGACAUCAUGGUGAUUACCACCCUAAUUUUCGUGGCUUUGACUACUAUUUUGGAAUACCUUACAGUAAUGACAUGGGUUGCUCAGAUGAUCCUGGGUAUAACAUUCCUCCAUGCCUACCUUGCCCUAGGGAUUCUGUUAAGGAAAGCUAUAAACACAACCCGUGUACUACAGAUAUAGCACUGCCUCUCCUUGAAAACCAAAGGAUCAUAGAACAACCAGUUAAUCUCAGCAGCUUGGCAGAGAGAUAUGCAGAAAAAGCUAUACAAUUCAUCCAGAACGCCAGGGAGAGUUUACAUCCAUUCUUCUUGUACUUUGCCCCAGCCCAUAUGCAUGUUCCUUUACAGUUCAGUUCUCGAUUUGCUAACAUCUCCAAACGUGGUCCAUAUGGAGACAGUCUACGAGAGCUGGACCAUGUCAUUGGGCGGAUACUGGAAGCAGUUAAUACAGAUUUUCAUAAAAACACACUUGUGUGGUUUGCUGGUGACAAUGGCCCUUGGUCUGAGAAAUGUGAAUUUUCUGGAACUGCAGGCCCAUUUGUGGGAGCAUGGCAGACAAACAAAGGUGGAAGUUCAGCAAAAAAGACUACGUGGGAAGGUGGCCAUCGAGUGCCAGCAAUAGCGUAUUGGCCAGAAAAGAUCCCAGCUAAUAGCACAAGCGGCUCACUGCUUAGCACUUUAGAUAUAUUUUCUACCCUGAUUUCACUGGCAAAUGCAAGCCUGCCUCCAAACAGACGCUAUGAUAGUUUGGAUAUAACAGAGGUGCUGUUGGGCCAGUCAGACCAUGGUCACCAGGCUCUAUUCCAUCCAAACAGUGGAGCAGCUGGACAAUUUGGGGAUUUGAAGACAAUACGUCUAAAGCAGUACAAAGCUUUCUACCUCACAGGUGGUGCCAAAGCUUGCAAAGGUAAAAAAGGGCCAGAACAACAUCAUGACCCACCUCUGAUUUUCAAUCUGUUGAACGAUACCGCUGAACUCCUACCUUUGGACCCUGUUACUCCGGAGUACCGUGCUGUCCUACCGCAGAUAAAGGUGACGCUGAACAACAUUCUCUUGGACAUCUCUACAGAUAACAUCUCCUUGGCCGAUUAUUCACAUGACCCAGCUGUGAUUCUGUGCUGUCAACCAAAGCAUGUAGUGUGCAGGUGUGAGAACUGGACCUGAAUCCCCUUUCUUUAUUUUAAUUAUUAUUAUUUGGAAAAGGUGGUUGGUGAAAUGACAGGGAUUUCAAACUUGAAAAAGAAGGGAAAUAACUGCUAAAAUUGGGCAAUAAAAUUCUGCAUGGUAAGUAUCUCUUAAAUCAGCAAAUAUUCCUUCAUAUAUCAUCACAUAGAUUUAAAUGGAUUAUAUAUAAACUAAAUAAUAAAAUAAAUUGAAGUCAUUUAAAGCAUUAUGUCCAGCAAACAUAAGAGCAUGUAUUUCUGGUGUGCUGUCUGACUGGUGUAAAAUGUUUUAUUGACAGUGCUGUGGACCAGCUGGGUAAGAGAUAUAGCAGAAACUCACAUUUGGCAGCUGCCUAUCGUACUUAUCAACUACCUUGGGAGUGUUACAGCUCCCUCAUGGAAAUACAUUCCAACUGCUCCCCAUGCAGAUCCCCACUGGACCUGAUCAAUAAUCUCAACCUUUCAUACAGCCUCAUACAUAGCUCCAGACUUGUCUUGCACUCCUGUAUUUCAUGGCCUGACUGAGCUGAGGAUCUGCAUUCCAAAACCCAAAAUGUUCCAUGGAAAGGACCAAACACAUGAGCCACAGAUGAAUUAGGGGAAAGCUAUUGAGUGCAAACUCACAUCAGACAAUCCACUGGCAGAAACGGGUGACCUGCCAACUGAGAAUGAAAGAAAUGACACUACCAGUUUUUACUGCAUCUAUUUGUCUCCCAUUCCCAGUCACGCUGUUCUGUUUGAGAUGCCUCUCAAAAAUCCACAAUAACUCUGGCUAAGUCACAUGUUGCUGAGGUCAACUAAAGUGUGGAAUCCUAAAUUCUAGAGAUGGGUUACAGUGGGGGAACAAGGAACAGAGUGCUACUCAAAUCAGUAGGCUUGUGUCAGGCAUAGGUAACCUCCAGUAUCAAGCAGAAAAAAGACUAAAAGUUUGCUCAUAGUUGGAAAUGGGCGGAAAAAUGCUCGUAAAUCCGACUAAAUAUACAGCCUAUAGUGAAGGUUUUACCUUUUUUUACUUUAUCGAUACUUUGUAUGUUUACAAUCACAAUUUUUGGGGAGAGCCAUUAGAAGAGAAAACUGGGGAUUAUGAGAUUAUAUACUCCCUUACCUCAUCCAUACUUUAUCAAAUACACAUUGGCUUAUUUUAUGGUAUGUCAGCCAGUGCAGGAAAAAAGGAAAAAAGGAAAAAGAUUCUGUGGAAGGCAGAAAGCUACAAAAUUAAUGACUCAGGUUGGACAUCUCUAAAAAAGAAGCUACUAGGUCAGCAUUAGAAGGAUUCAGAGUAGAAAAAUUGGUCCUCACUGUGCCCAUUAAAGCAGAGGAGAAAAACCCAGUUUAACAGGGCUAUGUUUCAUGCCCCAAGGAUGUCUGAAAUACGUUUGAUGCCCCGCUAGUCUUUCCACCCCACCCCCACUAGAGCUG
Messenger RNA from Carcharodon carcharias (great white shark), 3006 nucleotides. It is a transcript of the gene arsg, whose product is annotated as arylsulfatase G. Bases 5 to 1588 code for a protein of 527 amino acids. Gene Ontology annotation, molecular function: arylsulfatase activity. The record is from RefSeq and is a predicted model, not a curated record. The transcript is spliced from 11 exons. Lineage: Eukaryota; Metazoa; Chordata; Chondrichthyes; Lamniformes; Lamnidae.